Messenger RNA from Mycena indigotica, 3714 nucleotides. Its product is annotated as Complexed with Cdc5 protein cwf19. Gene Ontology annotation, cellular component: post-mRNA release spliceosomal complex. The transcript has 10 exons. Lineage: Eukaryota; Fungi; Basidiomycota; Agaricomycetes; Agaricales; Mycenaceae. Gene Ontology annotation, biological process: mRNA splicing, via spliceosome. Bases 1 to 3714 code for a protein of 1237 amino acids. The record is from RefSeq and is a predicted model, not a curated record.
AUGGACGACACUUCCUCCAAACGCAAACGGUCAAAACAUGACUCAGAUAAGAAACACAAGAAGCGGAGCAAACACGAUGACGAAGAUGGGGAACGGAAACACAAAAAGUCCAAAAAAGUAACGAUUGUUGACGAGGACCCGAACGAGGAGGAUAUGUGGGUCGAGAAGAAUAUUGACAUGGACGGCGAACGCCUUCUUACAACGGACAUUCCGACUGCAAAAAGCCUCAAACUCACGUCUGCCGCAAUUCCAAGCAGGUCAGAACCGCCAUUACAACGCGAUGACUGGAUGCUCGCUCCCGCGUCGGAAACACCACAGCCUGCUCGGAAACGCAUUGAGGGUCUGUCUGGUGACGAAUCAUUCACGGAAGACUAUGGUGAACCUUCGCAAAAUCAGCGGACGCUGGCUGGUGGGGUCGACUUCUUCUCGAGCUUGGGCACGGAAGUGAAGCGGAGAGGCAAAGACGACCGCCCUGACCCGACCAAGCCCGUGGUCCAUGCUAAAGAGCUCAAUCCAGAAGUCAAACUAGGAAUGACGCCUAAUGCUACUGCUCCGCCUCCCAAAACAAAUACUCCUGGUGGUCCCGGCUCCUCAUGGCGGAUGAUGCGACUACGAAAAGUGUACGAAACAGCAGAGGAAGAGGGACUUUCCAUCGAACAGGUUGCUGUUGACCGUUUUGGUUCAUUGGAAGCAUUUGAGGAAGCGAAGGAAGAAAGGCGAAUACUUGAUGAGCGAGAAGAAAAGCGAUCUGGUCGUAGAGAUGCUGAUCGUGGGCGGCCUGAGGGAGAACGACGAUUCAUGUUCAACGAUGUCAAUGCUAGUGGUGGAUCUAGCCGAAGCUCGUCAUUUCGCCGGCCUGGCGGGCCAAGUGGUGGUAGUGGGCCAUCUACGCCUGCUGCUACUGCACCAACAAACCGACGACUUGAUGCUCUCCGUCUUCCAUCAGCAGCCAGUUCACCGCUUGCUCAAGCGCGAACGCCAAUACCCUCGGUUAUGACCCCAUCUGCUGGCACCUCCAAGUCACGCGCGCUUUCACCUUCGUCACUCAACCGAUUGCAAGCGAAAGUAAUACGAGCAAAACUGAUGGGAGCACCAGAUGCAGACGCGCUUGAACGAGAGUAUGAGGCGGAGGCACGCAAAGCAAACGGUGGCGGUGACGAAGGUGGAGUGCGGACUCGUGUUGAAGUUCUCCCCACCCUCGAUGGACAUGGUCGCUUAUAUGAUGUUGGGCAUGGCGCCGAGGACGAUCGAGUUCGUCCAGGUAAUCGGAGAAAGAAAGAAGAAAAGUUUGAAACCCACGAUCCCAAAACUGGCGAGAUCCUCCGGUAUAACGCAAACGACGACACGACCACUUUGGGCGAAAUGCUGAGGCAAGAAAGAUUCGGUGGCGGAAUGGCAGACCAGAAGAAUCUGGAUGCCGAAUUCGCGCGUUCCAUCAUGAGCGACGGCAAGUUUCAGAACGAUCUGGACUACAUCGACGACAACGCCGAGAAGCUCGGUCGUCAAAAGAUGCGUUCGGACGCGAUGAAGCGACAAUUCGCUAUCAAUGAUUACAAGCGGACACAAAAGGUGUUGGCAGAAUGCCACUUUUGCUAUGGCGAAGAUGGGGAGACGCCACCCAAAGCUCCGGUUGUUGCGAUGGGCACUCGGGCAUAUUUGUCAUGCACAACGAACGAAGAACUUGUUAAGGGGCAUUGCCUUAUUGUGCCUAUCCAACACCACCUCAACAUGCUUGAAGCAGAUGAUGACGUCUGGGACGAAGUUCGGAACUUUAUGAAAUGCCUCAUGCGCAUGUUUGCAGAGGACGACCAAGGCGUGAUCUUCUACGAGACUGUCAUCUCUCUGAAAGGACAAAAACACACGUUCAUCGAAUGCAUUCCGCUGCCCUGGGAACAAUUUGAAGACAUCCCACAAUAUUUCAAGGAAUCUAUCCUCGCUUCUGAGGCGGAGUGGUCACAGCACAAAAAACUCAUCGACUUUUCAAGUCGUCCGGGUGGAUUUAGGCGGGCCAUGGUGCCUAAUUUGCCUUAUUUUAUGGUGCAGUUCGACUACAAAGGCGAGAAGGGUUACGGCCAUGUCAUCGAAGGUACUGGUGACGGUGGGGCGGAAGAAGAAGAUGCCGCGGGAUUCGAAGAGGGGGAGAAAGGCGGUGGUGAGUUUCCGAGAUAUUUUGCGGGGGAAAUCAUUGGCAAUGUUUUGGAGCUGGAACCUAGGAAAUGGCGGCGACCGAAACGAGUGGAUUUCCGGAGCAACAAGGAACGGGUCGGAGAACUCAGAAAGAAGUUUGACAAAUUCGAUUGGACGGCGAUGAUCGGGAAAGCCUCAAUCAUACGCGGUGCCCCUAAUCCGUCUUGCAGUCUGACUCUCAUGUUGCACACACUCGUUCUGUUGACAGCGUCAACCCCCUCGUCGGUGAUCUACGCUGCAAGUGCUUUCGUGUUUUGUGGCAGACCCAGGCGCCCCAUCAACCAUUUCGUCGUCUACCUCAACCGACCGAUGUCAGAGUUGCCUCUCUAUAAACACAACUACAGAUCUUUGGUUAUAGGCAGCUAUACUUCCGACCUUGUCAUGCUUGCCGCUUUCGACCAGAAACACAUCAGAAUCCGUCCCUCUUCCGAAUGCUUGAAGGCCCGUUACCUAGCAUAUGUUCGAAAGACAACGAAAUUCUUGCAGACAUAUGACACUCUGUUUCUUCCCCUUCUUGCUUCUUUCAAAGAGGGCACCGUUGACCUUGGACAAGGGGUAGGGAUUACUGUCGAAGAAUUAGCUUCGGUACUUCCAACCUCCUCGAAUGUCAUUUUGUGGAUGCCCGAAUGCGACGACGCGUGCUGGUCGCAACCUGGACUACCGUGGACCGUUCUUGGCCGCAAGAGCUGCCUUUCCAAUCCUUUGCAACGCAAUCCAUUGCACAUAGCAUCCUUCCUUGUGCCAAAGCUUACUGAUGAGGCACCAGCACAAUAUUUCCAGUACUCCGAAGGGGAUCUCGCAUCCGCCGAGAUGCUCGUCAGGAAACUCAUAACUUUGUUUCACUCUGUGGAACCCUCCAAACUGGAGCAUCCUCCCACUUACCUUCUCUAUUCCACACGUCAAAUCCGAAUCGUGCCUAGCAACGAGCUCUGCCCCCCAAUGCGGCUUUAUCGGAUUCACACCCUGGAGGACGUCAAUCGACUGGGGUAUAUAUUUACCCAUCGUCUCAAUGUGUUUAUGACCGUCUAUGUUAUCGCACGCUAUGUCUUUGGUACACCCCUCACUGACCUCUUGCUGGACCCUCAAACCGGUGAAGUACCGCGAGACGGCGUUUAUUGGCGCUGGCUGGAACGGUCAUGCCUCACGCGCUGUGAUUUUCUGGACGAAUUCAGAGCAGCGAAUAACAUCUCUCUGUCCGACCUGUUCAACGUCCUGGGCGUUCGAGGUGUUUUCACGACCGGAGCUGUGGAAUGGUUUGAACCGAUGUGCGAACUAGGCAAAUAUUGGGUUCUCGCAGGGCGACCUGCGGUGGACCUUGCCAUGCUCGCGAGAGGGAAAUUGUGGAGGGUCGCCGCGUUUGCACCAGAGGUGGUGCAGCUUAGUCAGCUCAUCGGGGAAUCUCAAACUUGGAGAAAGGAGGCCAAUGAAAGUGAUUGCGGACAGGACCCCCUGGAUAUACUGUCCGAUUGUUCAUUCAUCGGCAGUGAGGAUGCCGCGCCAACGCUGACAAAUCAAACUCAAGUAUAA